Salpingoeca rosetta is the source of this 1266-nucleotide messenger RNA. RefSeq lists its product as uncharacterized. NCBI's taxonomy places the organism in Eukaryota, Choanoflagellata, Craspedida, Salpingoecidae. The coding region runs from base 1 to 1266 and encodes 421 amino acids. The transcript has a single exon. The record is from RefSeq and is a predicted model, not a curated record.
AUGGACGCGAGUGGCAAUGUGCCUGUGCGACAGGGAGCGCGAAUGCGCAAGAUGCUCCUGUUGUGCGGCGCGGGCCUCGUGGCUGCAGUUUUGUUGGUGGCUGUCCCCAUUGACUUUGGCGGUGGCAGCAACAACAGCGACAACAGCGCGUCGGGUGCAGCGUCGAGCAGCGACAACACCAACAGCAACACCGACACAAACACGGCGACCGGGCUAUCUGGUGCCGGCUCUGCUUCUACAACGCAGUCAUGUACGCGCGUGUACGAUGGCGUUCUCGAUUGCUCCAAUGCCACGUCCCGGCGGCUGGUGAGCGAAAGUGGCGCCUGCGCUGUCGCGUCCGUGGUGGAGUGCUGCUGCGACGAGUUCUACGCGCUGGAACUUGUGCUGGGUUCCAUUGCCGUGUCGAGGAACACCACGGAGCUGCAGUUUGGUGAUGUGCAGUACGUCGGAGGGGAUGUGGUUGUCCCUGGCUCUUACUACGACACUGGCGUGUUGGUGUCUGCGGCGUUUGAGGCGCUGCAGUUUGUUGGCGGGGACGUACAGAUGGUCUUCAACCACGUGACCCAGGUAAGCACUGGGCAGCUCACAAACCUCAACGGCUCGCUCCUGCUGGCCUACAACGACAUCACCAGCUUCGACUUUGGCGGCCUGAGCAUUGUCAACGGUGACGUGGACCUGAGCAACAACGCGCUGACGACCAUUGACUUUGGCGCUCUCACGCGCGUGGAAGGCGACGUCGACCUCGCCUACAACCGCCUGACGAACAUUGACACCUUCGCCCGCCUGCGCACCAUUGCCGGCCGCCUCGACCUCAGCUCAAACCGGCUCACGAAGCUCGUCGUGGACACACUGCCGAACACCAUCGACGAAGGCGCGUCCUAUGCCUGCAACGCUGUGUCGCGGCUUGACUGGUCUGGCGUGUUCAGCACCACGGGCCUGUGCCUUGCUGGCAAUGACCUGACAUCACUGGAACUCGGGUACACACGACGAAUCGAUGGGUCGCUGAAUCUCGAAGACAAUGACAUCGCCAGCAUUGACUUUGGGUUCCUCACCACCAUUGACGGCAGCCUGGUUGUUUCGAAUAACGACUUGGCUGCCGUGGACAUGUUCUCGCUUGCGUCUGUCACAGGCUCUCUCCGCAUCAGCGGCAACCCAUCCCUUGUCGCGUUUGACUGCAGCGAUGUUGGCGAGUGCGUGUGUCCGGGCUUCAAGGGUCCCCUCACACGCUGUCCUGCAUUCUGUGCUACCUGCCCCACCUACAACUGA